ACCUUCAUCCCAAGUCGCAGCGUGGAUGCAACUGUUCGACUUCACCUCCUUCCCCGGAAGUACCGCCUCUGUUUCGUGUUGAUUUUGAUGUCGGAUUGUCCACCACCCUGCGCCGGCUACAGCCUCACCACCCUUGCGACGCUCUCUUUCGACACUACCCGACAGCCAUCCUGCCCCUUUGCCUUCACUCAUCUGUGACUUGAGUGUCAUGGUGCGAGUCAUGGGAGCGGGAAGGAAGUAAUCUCCAUUAUACCAUCUCGUUUCCGACCAAUACGCCCUCACGGAGCAGUCCCUACGCCUUCGACUGUGUCGGUCCCUGAGACCAAACGCCUCGAGAUACUGUGAUCCCUAUGGCCUCCUCCACCCGCUCCUCGCGUCGCUUCCUCAAGCCGCUCGUCUACUCUGCCGCUGCCCUUGCUGGUGUUGGUGUAGCCGUCAUAUAUGUUUCCUACAGGCCCAUCAAUGUCCCCGGGUCCCAGGGAGCCGUCGUCCCUGUUCUACGCACAAAAGAUGGAAAAAUCAUACCACCUAAAUUCCCCUUGAUAAAGUCCCGGGCAGAGCAGAUCGCAGACCUUCGAAAAAGUGGCGGGCUAGUUGGGGCAAGCUCAGAGACACAAAUUACACAGCAGAUCCGGAACAGCUUUGACAGACUCCGUGGCGUAACGAGCACGACAGGCGAUAAAGAUGCGCAACUUGCCGCGGACCAAGACGCUGGCGAGCCGUACGACUUGCUCGUCAUCGGCGGUGGUGCCACGGGUUCGGGCAUUGCACUCGAUGCCGCAACACGGGGACUCAAAGUCGCACUGGUUGAACGAGAUGAUUUCGCUGCCGGCACGAGCAGCAAGAGCACAAAACUCGUACACGGCGGCGUGCGAUAUCUUGAGAAGGCGGUCUGGGAACUCGACUACAACCAGUACGCUCUGGUCAAAGAGGCCUUGCGAGAAAGGAAGUAUUUCCUCGACACAGCGCCACACUUGAGUACGUGGUUGCCCAUCAUGAUACCGCUCCAGAAAUGGUGGCAGGCGCCAUAUUUCUGGGCCGGCACGAAAUUCUAUGACUUUCUCGCUGGCAGCGAGGGUAUUGAAACCAGUUACUUUCUAACCAAGAGCAAAGCACUGGAUGCAUUCCCGAUGCUGAAAAAGGAGAAUCUCGUAGGUGCCCUGGUGUAUUACGACGGUGCGCACAACGACAGUCGGAUGAACGUGAGUAUUGCGGCAACAGCGGCGCUGUACGGGGCAACUGUUGUGAACCACUUGGAAGUUACCCAGUUGACCAAAGAUGCGAACGGUCGACUGACCGGUGCUGUGGCGAGGGAUAUUAUUGAUCUCAAGAACGGUGGCAGGGGAGCUCCGAUCACAAUACGUGCGAAGGGUGUUAUCAAUGCGACGGGCCCUUUCUGUGAUAGCAUUCGAAAGAUGGAUGAUGAGAAGGCACAAGAAAUUGUGGCGCCAAGUUCGGGUGUGCAUGUUGUGCUGCCCGGGUACUACAGUCCUCAAAAGAACAGCAUGGGCUUGAUCGAUCCGAGCACGAGUGAUGGGCGAGUCAUUUUCUUCUUGCCGUGGCAAGGCAAUACGAUUGCUGGGACGACGGACGCACCGUGCAAUAUAACGCAACAACCCGUUGCAGGUGAAGAUGAGAUUGGGUGGAUCUUGAAUGAGAUCAGAGGCUACCUCUCACCUGAUAUCAAUGUAAGACGAGGAGACGUCCUGGCCGCUUGGUCAGGCAUUAGGCCGUUGGUGAAGGAUCCAAAAGCAAAGAACACCGAGUCCCUUGUGCGAAAUCACCUUGUCACAGUGUCGGAAUCCGGUCUGCUUACCUGCGCAGGUGGAAAGUGGACGACGUAUCGCCAGAUGGCUGAGGAUGCUGUCGACGAGGCGGUCAAACAGUUCAGUCUGCAGACAAGACCUGUACAAACACCGAGAAGGAUAAGUGGCUCGGAAAGAGUGAAUGAUGCUGCGCCGCUUGAUGGAUCGUGUCAGACACAUCAGGUGCGAUUAGUUGGAGCGCAUGGGUAUUCCAAGACGCUCUUCAUCAACCUCGUACAGCAUUUUGGCAUAGAGACCGAAGUGGCAAAGCAUCUUGCCGAAGCUUAUGGCGAUCGAGCUUGGACGGUUGCAGCUCUCUCAAGCCCUACAGACGAACGAUUUCCGGUUCGAGGCAAGCGAAUUUCACCACUUUAUCCUUUUGUGGAUGGCGAGGUGCGGUACGCGGUCCGCCAUGAAUUUGCCCAGAGGGCCGUGGAUGUUAUCGCCCGGCGAACCAGACUUGCAUUCCUGAACGCCCAAGCAGCACUGGAAGCUUUACCCACAGUCAUCGACUUGAUGGCGGACGAGCUGAAGUGGGACAGCAAGCGUAAGGAGGCGGAGUGGAAGGACAGCGUGGCUUUCCUUGCUUCGAUGGGUCUUCCAAAGAGCAAGUUGGGAGUAUCACGAAGAGAUGUUGAGACUGGGAGGGCUGGCUUUGCGGACGACUGGGAACGGAAGUUGUAUUCCAGAUAUGAUGGCCCUGCAGAUACACUGGCGAGUGACUCAAAGCUACAGCCCGGCCAAAAUCCGGGGUUGGGCACUGAAUCCCCAGCCAACUCGUAGGACGAAUUCGUCCCUUCAACCAUCCAUACUUGUUCUAAACUUAAUACCGAUGAUUGUUCCCAGAUCUGGUGCAGCUUCUCGCGUACCGAAUUUCGUUGAGGUCGAUUCCUUCUGACUCCGGCUGCCUUGCGACACUUUUCACCUUUGCCCAUCAGACCGCAGGUGGCUGCAGCAAUGACCUCCGCCUCAGCGCAUAGAUGCCAUGACAACACCAUGAGCUACAUGAAAAUGCGGUGAUGGCUCUUGCCGAUCAUGAGCUGUUGCCUUCCUGACAGCGCCUUGUGUGGUUCUUGCCUCUGGGUGAUUUUCUUGGUUCACCAACGAAACGUCUGUAUCAAGUGUCGGGUAAGAAAGGUUCUUCAUUUAGCUUGCAAUUCGACACCUUUUCCAGCCUGCAUACAUAGGGCGGGUAUCCUUCCUCUCCUGCUGUUCCUCUUC
Molecule: messenger RNA, 3026 nt
Organism: Exophiala oligosperma
Lineage: Eukaryota; Fungi; Ascomycota; Eurotiomycetes; Chaetothyriales; Herpotrichiellaceae
Exons: 2
Coding region: 351-2588 (745 amino acids)
Biological process (GO): glycerol-3-phosphate metabolic process
Cellular component (GO): mitochondrion; glycerol-3-phosphate dehydrogenase (FAD) complex
Molecular function (GO): glycerol-3-phosphate dehydrogenase (quinone) activity
Source: RefSeq, a predicted model, not a curated record